Molecule: messenger RNA, 995 nt
Organism: Diabrotica virgifera virgifera (western corn rootworm)
Lineage: Eukaryota; Metazoa; Arthropoda; Insecta; Coleoptera; Chrysomelidae
Exons: 2
Coding region: 47-895 (282 amino acids)
Source: RefSeq, a predicted model, not a curated record
UGUGUCGAAACUACUGUCAGUUUCACUUGACAUUUUAAAUAUAAAAAUGUUAGAGUCCGCUAUAAAGCCUCUAAAAUCAAAAAAUCUAAAUUUAUUAUUGAAACAGCAAAUUAUCAGACAAAUUGAACAAACCGAACACACAGAAAAUCCCCCACAAAUUGAGUGCAAUCAGAAAAAUGUAUCCUUUAAAAGCCAAGUCAGUCUUAACGAAACUACGAUCGAAUAUUACACUGAUGAUGAGCAGUCCUCCAAAUACGAAUACUUGAAAAUUGAAUUGGCCAAUAUCCAAGUGGACGAAACCAACGCUGCUUUAGAGGGACAGGCUUUAGUUGGAAAUUACGACCUAGUGGAAGGUCUGCUGGAUAAUAUAAUGCAGUAUUUGGAUUGCAUGAUAUUAGAAAUCAAAUCAUCCUUCCGCUUGGCACAAACUCUACAAACAUACAUCGCUUACGAAGAUUCGAUCGGCGGUAAAAGUUGCGAUAUACCUAAGAAAUUAUGUGAACCUUCCAAAUUAGAAACGUUGGAGGAAAUAAAAUCGAAGUUGUUUGUUUCUCUGAACAGAUACGAUCACAUAAAACAACUCAAACAGGAGCACGAUCAAAGAAAGAACGACUACAAAUUGGCGCUAAAAAACUUCAAAAUUAUUCUCGAAGUGAUGAACAUCAACGAAAAAUCCUUGAACAAAUUGAGGCAACAAUUCGAAGAGGUCCUAAUGAACUACCAACACGCGCGAUGUAUCCUCAAUCAGGAGUUGCCUUUUAUUUUGACAGAGAGGACAAAGGUCUUGGGCGAUUGUUUGAAGUUAUUGGGACGGGAAUGUGGAGAGUGGGGUGGAAACCGAGACGAGUUGUCACGGUUAUUUACUGAGUUGGGAAACAAUCUCAACUUCAAUUAAAUUUUAAGAUUUUGGCAAGGCUAGUUUAUGGUUAAUAUCUCAAAUAAUUUUAAGAUAUUAAUUUGUACAUGUAUCAUUUAAAUAAAUAUAAUAAAACAUU